Molecule: messenger RNA, 1443 nt
Organism: Pectinophora gossypiella (pink bollworm)
Lineage: Eukaryota; Metazoa; Arthropoda; Insecta; Lepidoptera; Gelechiidae
Gene: Vps60
Product: charged multivesicular body protein 5
Exons: 5
Coding region: 100-780 (226 amino acids)
Biological process (GO): late endosome to vacuole transport via multivesicular body sorting pathway; vesicle budding from membrane
Cellular component (GO): multivesicular body
Source: RefSeq, a predicted model, not a curated record
AACACCGUCAGUUUAACGUCAAAAUUGUUGUGAUCAUUGUGAAAUUGACUGGAAUUGGGAUUUUUAUUUUGUGCUUUUCCGUAAUCAACAAACGUAAUAAUGAACAGAAUUUUCGGUAGAGGAAAGCCAAAGGAACCUGGUCCUAGUAUAUCGGAUUGCAUUAGCAAUGUUGAUAGCAGGGCUGACAACAUUGAGCAGAAGGUUCAAAAGCUGGAAACUGAGCUGCGAAAGUAUAAGGAUCAGAUGAAUAAAAUGCGAGAAGGUCCUGCAAAGAAUUCUGUCAAACAGAAGGCAAUGAGGGUAUUGAAACAGAAAAAACAAUAUGAACAACAGCUAGAGGGCUUAAGAGCACAAUCUUUCAACAUGGAACAAGCAAACUAUGCCACACAGACGUUGAAGGAUACACAUGCCACCAUCGCAGCAAUGAAGGAUGGAGUCACACAGAUGAAGAAGGAAUUCAAAAAGAUCAACAUUGAUUCUAUUGAGGAUGUGAAUGAUGAGUUAGCGGACAUGUUUGAACAAGCAGAUGAGGUGCAAGAGGCGCUCGGCCGGCAGUACGGCGUGCCGGAUAUUGAUGAUGAUGAACUCGCUGCGGAACUGGAUGCCUUGGGUGACGAGAUUGCCCUAGACGAUGAUAACUCGUAUCUCGAUGACGUACACAAGGCCCCGGCCGCUCCGGACAAGGAGCCAGGAGUGGACAGUCUCCGUAACAAGGACGGAGUGCCAGUUGACGAGUUUGGUCUGCCCCAAGUACCAAGUGCUGCCCAGACCUCACGUUGAUCAUCGUAAUUAACUGCACAGGUAUAAUUUGCUAAGCUCUUCUUAAGUUCUUUUCUCAACUGCAGAUUUUAUUUUAUAGCACUUUCUAUAUUUGUUAAAGAUGUAACCACAAUCGUGUUUCCAUUUUCAAAAUUUUUCACAUGAUUUAAUUAUAUUGAGAGUAAUGAAAAUAAAAAUGAGUAAAGAGCCCAUGUUCAUUUCAUGUUAUGCAAAUUUUAUUCAAUUAAGUUUGUUGUUUUUAUAACUUUAAAAUUGCUGUACGAUUUUUUCAGUCUAAACCCAUUAGAAAAUAGGAAUUGUCAGUUUUGUAAAUUAUAAUUUUGGGGAUAUAGGAAUAAACUGCUAAUAGUGAUUUUCAUAAAAUAAUUUUAGAAAAUACACAAAAUAUUUGGCGUAAUUUAAAGUACCUAGUUUAUUUUAUUGUAUAUAGGAAAUUAAAGUGAAUAUAAUUUCGAUUUGAAAUUGAAAUGUAACUCAAAUUUUAUUAUUUGUUAAAAGUUUAUUAUUAUUAACACAGAACACUAGCACUCUACAUUACAUACAAAACCUUUACUUAUGUAAAGCUACAUUAUAUGAUAUAUUAAUUUUAAAUUCAUUGCUUUCACUGUAAAGUUGUGUAAAUGUAAUCUAUUCACGAUUCUAAUAAACUUAAGUUGUAAUAUU